This is a messenger RNA of Oryzias latipes (Japanese medaka), 3411 nucleotides long. RefSeq names its product kelch-like family member 26 (gene klhl26). NCBI's taxonomy places the organism in Eukaryota, Metazoa, Chordata, Actinopteri, Beloniformes, Adrianichthyidae. Gene Ontology annotation, molecular function: protein binding. The record is from RefSeq and is a predicted model, not a curated record.
UCGCUCAGCAGACGGCAGCAGGACGGGUCACCGCUGCCGACCGUUCACCGCAGGAUUUCAAGGAGACAGACGGUAACCUUCGUGUCAAAAAAGAGGCGCUUCCGGGGAGAAUAAAACCAUCAUGAACGGGCUAGUACUUUCGCUGACAUCCUGUUAAUUCCCCGUAAAAAAUGCCCAAUGAUCGCUGGCCCGCGUUAGAAGAUGGCGGAGUCGGACGGCGAAUUUGUCCCGAAACAUUCUCAGAGCGGGUGAGUAUCGCCGGGCUGACGGCGCUGAGCGGGGUUUGCAUUUGACGGUACGUGUCCGCGGUGUGUGGACCCUGGGAAACUCCUCACCGGGGCUAAAAUGUAGGAAACACCGAGGCGGUGGCCGGGCCUACAGCUGCAGUAUGGCUAACAAGAAUAGUACGCUGCGUUGCUCCUUCUCCGCCCCCAGCCACAGCGCCACGCUCCUCCAGGGCUUGUCGCUUUUGCGGGCUCAGGGUCAACUUCUGGACGUUGUGCUGGCUGUAAAUGAAGAGCACUUCCAGGUCCAUAAAGCUGUGCUUGCCGCCUGUAGUGAUUACUUCAGAGCCAUGUUUACUGGAGGCAUGAGGGAGUCGAGCCAAGAUACCAUUGAGCUGAAGGGCUUGUCUGCCCGGGGCCUCAAGCAUAUCAUCGACUUUGCCUACAGCUCAGAAGUCACCUUAGAUCUGGAAUGCAUUCAGGAUGUCCUCGGGGCAGCUGUGUUUCUCCAGAUGGUUCCCGUCGUCGAGCUCUGCGAAGAAUUCCUCAAGUCAGCCAUGAGUGUGGAGACCUGCCUGCACAUUGGACAGAUGGCCACCACGUUCAGCUUGUCUUCCCUCAAAGAGUCGGUGGAUGCCUUUACCUUUCGUCACUUCCUGCAGAUUGCAGAGGAGGAGGACUUCCUACACAUUCCCCUGGAGCGACUCAUCUUCUUCCUUCAGAGCAACAAACUGAAGAACUGUCCUGAAAUUGAUCUCUUCCGUGCUGCUGUCAGGUGGCUCCGGUACGACGAGUCCCGCCGGGUCCUUGCCAGCAGUGUCCUCUACCAUGUGCGGUUCCCGCUCAUGCGUUCCUCAGAGUUGGUGGAUAUCGUUCAGACGGUGGACAUCAUGGUGGAGGAUGUGCUCUGCCGUCAGUAUCUCCUUGAGGCCUUUAACUACCAGAUCCUUCCCUUCCGACAGCACGAAAUGCAGUCUGUCCGAACCCUCAUUCGCUCUGAUGUUAUGUCUCUUGUUACCUUUGGUGGAACCCCAUACACUGACAACGAUCGCACCGUGAGCACUAAAGUGUACCAUCUUCCAGAUUCUGCAUCCCGACAGUUCAAGGAGCUGACUGAGCUGGAGACCGGGUGCAGCCACGCAUGCGUCGCCGUGCUCGAUAACUUCGUGUAUGUAGUUGGUGGGCAGCAGUUGCAGUACCGCAGUGGGGAGGGAGCCGUCGAUAGCUGUUUUCGCUAUGACCCACACCUGAAUCGGUGGCUGCGUAUCCAGUCCCUGCAAGAAGCUCGCAUUCAGUUUCAGCUGAGCGUGCUCCAGGGAAAGCUGUACACCACGGGCGGCCGCAAUCGAUCCGGCAGCCUGUCAUCCGUAGAAUGUUAUUGCCCCAAAAAGAACGAGUGGUCCUUCGUAGAGCCAUUGAAACGCAGAAUAUGGGGUCAUGCCGGCACCGCUUUUGGAGAAAGGCUUUAUGUGUCAGGUGGUUAUGGCGUUUCCGUAGAGGACAAAAAAACCCUCCACUGCUACGAUCCAGGAUCGGACCAGUGGAACUUCCGAGCCCCCAUGAACGAACCCAGAGUGCUGCACGCUAUGGUCAGUACCCACAAUCGUGUGUACGCUCUGGGCGGUCGCAUGGACCACGUGGACCGUUGCUUUGACGUGCUGGCGGUUGAGUAUUACAUUCCAGACAACGACCAGUGGACCACUGUCACUCCGAUGCGAGCGGGUCAGUCGGAGGCAGGCUGCUGCCUACUGGACGGGAAAAUCUACAUUAUAGGAGGAUACAACUGGCACUUGAACAACGUCACGAGCAUCGUCCAGGUGUACAACACUCAAACAGACGAGUGGGAAAGGGACUUACACUUUCCAGAAUCCUUUGCUGGAAUUGCUUGUACGCCAUUAAAACUCCCACAGAACGACACAUAAAGUUAAGAGUGCUAAAUUAAACGCGUGAAGAUUUUACUCCACAAAUUGUUGGAGAACGCUUAUUUAGAUCAAACGACAAAACAUCAGGCUUGUCCGUUUUGUUUCUCUGUUGAAGAUGUGAAAAAGUAGCAUUACUUAUACUGUGUGAAAUCGUCUCUGUUUUAGAAACAAGUUACCUCUCACCAAUACUCUGUAUUUGAACUCUUUUGGUUUUAUGAUAUUUAGCAGAUGACCAAUGUCUUAAUAUACCGGUAUUCAAAUGCAAUGACUUUCAACAAGCUGACAUUUUAAAAUUGCUUCUAGUUUGAAUGUAUAAUGAAUCCAGUCAUGUAGAUUUCAUUCAUUGAGAAAAUUAGAGUUGUUGUUAGGUCCUUUAGCAAACAUUACCAAGCCAAGUACUUAUAUAACACAAAUAUCAAACUUAAAAUAAAAUAAAAAGUUUCACACGUCAAGAAGGGCUUAAGUUACAAAUUGCACACAUUUGUAUUUUUACAUUUUGUCCAAGCAAAAAUGUAGGAGCAGGAACUACUUCCAGACUAUUAAGCUUUGUAGCUGUUUGAUUGUAAGUUUAUUUAUUUAGUUCUGUUUAUUCUAGCUCAGAUUUUAUGAAAAACACUACGAUGGCUUGAAACCUUUCUACUUUUAUCUGUGAUUUUUCUUUGGGUUUCUAAAAUCCUCAUAUCAGAAUUCAACGAGCAUCAUAAAAAACAAGUAUCAAACAAGUUUGGGAAGGCAUUGUUUUACAUUUUUGGUGUUUAUUUUUAAACUGUAGAUCGGUUUCCUGAGCAUCAAACUUGCAGUAACACUGCCCCCUAUAGACAAAACAGUGCAUAGCCCUAAUGGCAGCUACGUACAAAGUUAUUUUUACAGGAUUGUGUAUUUGUUCAUGGUUGAAAAAAGAAAUACUUUAAUGACCAAACUGCACCUGAUCUUUUACAAAGAAAAUCGUUAGCUUUACAACCUCAAAACUUAUUUUUAAUCUCCUAUUUUUAUGUGUAACCCCAUUCAUUUUUGCUCAUAAUUUUGCUGCACUUUUCCAGGUUGUAACCGAUGAUUACCAUACUAAUGUUUGAGACAAAUGACAUCCAUCUACAAGAUUUUACUGAAAACUGUCCCGUCUGCCUUAGUAUGCGUUGUUUAACUUGUAACAAUGAAAGCACAUUACAUUUAUGAAGUGCAAUAUACCAAAAACUGCCACUGUUUAAGGAGAAUGUACAUGUUUGUGUGACUCUGUUAUUCCUUUAAUAAAAGUGUUAUAUUUUAAA